Ictalurus punctatus (channel catfish) is the source of this 5881-nucleotide messenger RNA. RefSeq names its product collagen alpha-1(I) chain. The record is from RefSeq and is a predicted model, not a curated record. Bases 542 to 5233 code for a protein of 1563 amino acids. The transcript has 64 exons. Gene Ontology annotation, molecular function: extracellular matrix structural constituent. Lineage: Eukaryota; Metazoa; Chordata; Actinopteri; Siluriformes; Ictaluridae.
AAGGUCAUUACGAUAAUCUCAGAAGGCGAGUCCGGUGUCCAGUCACCUGAUCACCAUCUCACCUGACGUCCGUCUCACCUAAACGUCCUCGUCUGAAGAGAAGAAGAGAUCACUUCCUGCUUUAUUCUGCUUUAAAAAUCUUUCAAAUAUGUUGCCUGAAAUGGACUGUGUUAACGCGCAAUGUUGAAUUGUAUUCGUUAUUCGUUUAUUUUAUGUAUUACUGCGGCCGGCACGUCGGUCGGAUUUCAUCACGACACGCGUCAUACAUCAUGAUUCAAAUCAAGUCCCGCCCAUUUUCCUUCUAAUUUAUUCAUGGGUAAGUCCCACCCACUUGCCCGCUCUGCUCCUGACAUGCUCCGUCACAGCAAGCGCUAUCCGCCCCCUUCCGCGUACAUCAGCUCACAGACGCCCACGAUUGGCUAGUGUCACGGUGAUUGACAGUGGAGAGAGUUUAUGCCCCUCCCACCCAGAGAGCACGGCCAGUUUAGCCCUCUUGGCUCUCACGCUGUUCUUUACACCUCUAUGGCUGUUAUAACGUGUAAUGUUUUCCUGUUUUGCUCUUUUCUUGCUGACGCUGAAGGAGACGAUGAAGAGAGACGAAUCUCAGCCUGUCUCUCAUUUCACUCAGCACGAACAUCCGGAACCCACGAAUGAGGAGUUUAACGCAGAACCGCCUCCUACAGGCCUGGAGUUAGCGUUCGGCUCAGGUUUAGACUCUGGACGCGAUGAAGGCGUGAGGAACGAUACAGACGGCGCGCCCGGGACGAACGUGACCUCGCCGAAUCACCAGAACUGCCAAGUGCUCGAAUAUUCAAAGGUCAAAGGUCAACCCUUGUCGGAACACUCAGUUCCUCCACAACCAUCAGCGCCAGCUAUAACUUCUGAAGAGGAACGUUCAGCUGGGAGAUCGAUUACAGCAGCUCCGUGCAGUCAUGCCGGGGUUCAGGAAAACGUGACAGCAAAGAACAUCUCAUCAGACGCUGCCAUGGAAACUGGUGAUGACAUCACCCCGGAUAAUAAAGGUAUGCCAUCAGGGGCCAUGCAGCCAAGUACAGACGAGAUGGAUGACAAAAAAUCUCACCAGCCAGACGUGGCGUCAUCAAAAGGGAAGAAGAUCAAAGAGGAAGCGAUUAAAAGAAAUGAGAGUUUUAUGCUACCAGAACCGAAAAGUUGUGAUCCGAGGACUGAAGUCUGUCCAAACAGAACCGGAGGAGAACCAGCCACACCCACACUGAGAGAUCAGCAUCUCAUUGGUCCACCUGGAAGCACAGGGCUACAGGGAUAUCAGGGUCGUCCUGGUCUGCCUGGAGCUCCAGGACCAAAAGGAGAAAAGGGCUUUGCAGGAAGGAUGGGUCGUACAGGACGCGCAGGUUCCCGAGGGCCGAUCGGUCCUCCCGGCAUUCCUGCCAUCAUCGUGUGGAUGACAUCGGAGGAAGAAUGGCAGGAGUUUAAGAAGAGUAAACUCUACAAGAAGCUCAUGGAGUCAUGGCCGAGACAGAAAGGACAACCAGGACCGAUGGGGCGACCCGGAGAUCCUGGCCCGCCUGGUCAUCUUGGCGUUCCAGGGAAACAGGGCAAGAAAGGAGUCACAGGGUCAAUUGGAAGAGUGGGGCCACCUGGGAUACCUGGACCUCCUGGAAGACCAGGCCAAGAUGGCACACCAGGAAAAGACGGAGAAACGGGCCAACCGGGACCACGAGGGGAAAACGGUCCACAGGGCUACAGAGGAGAGCGAGGCAGUAAAGGGGAGCUGGGUGAGUGGGGUUACACUGGAGAACCGGGACCUCAGGGAGAGAAAGGCAGGAACGGGGUGAAGGGAUAUAAAGGGGAAGUUGGCCUGAUUGGAAUAAUUGGCUAUAUUGGGCCACCUGGACCGCGAGGACAGCGGGGGAUUAUGGGAGCACACGGUUCUCCUGGAGAACCUGGAUGGCCCGGGUUUACAGGAGCUCCAGGUCCAACAGGUCGUACGGGACCGAGAGGUGCUAAAGGACUGAGUGGAGUUAAAGGACCUCCUGGUCAGCCCGGUGAGAGCGGAGCGAGAGGAGAAGCCGGGAAAGCAGGAGAUCCAGGUCCCGAUGGCAUUACCGGAUUUCACGGACAUGGCGGGCCGCAGGGUAAACCAGGGCGAGGUGGGCCUCCGGGUCCCAAAGGACAUCCUGGGCAGAUUGGAGACGAAGGAGCCAUUGGAGACCCGGGACCACCGGGACCGCCAGGUCAUGCUGGAAAAGUGGGAAAACCAGGACCCUCAGGUGAUCCAGGUCAGAAAAGUGAGCGAGGAGAUAAAGGAGAUCCUGGUGAAAAAGGAGAACAAGGUUCUGUAGGUCCUCCUGGUUUUCCCGGGUUCCGUGGUCGAGCGGGUCGUUCAGGUGUGCUGGGAGAACCCGGGCCGACUGGAUCAGCUGGAUCACCAGGACCACAAGGUUUGGAAGGAGGUGCUGGAGAUCAGGGCAAACAAGGCAGAGACGGCCCCAAGGGAGAACGAGGUCCCGAUGGUGUAACUGGAGUUCCGGGACCAAGAGGUGAUAAGGGUCGGCCGGGACGCGGUGGAUUCAGCGGUCUGCCAGGACCUUUGGGGCAAAUGGGAAAAUCAGGAGAGCGAGGACCUGAAGGAGAGCCUGGUAUCAAGGGUAGAACAGGAUUUCCAGGAGGACCUGGAGCUAAAGGCCUGAAGGGACUGCAGGGUUUUCCAGGGAUUCGAGGGCAGGAUGGAAUUCAUGGUUCUCCGGGACUCACAGGAGCACUAGGGGCAAAUGGAGCAACGGGUCCUUCAGGACACAGGGGUUUCCAGGGAAAGCCGGGCGCUCCUGGUGUACAAGGUCCUGUUGGGAAAAGUGGAGAUCAGGGAAGUAGAGGAAUCGCUGGCAAGCCUGGAAAACCCGGAGUGCAGGGAAUCGAAGGCACUGAGGGUCCGAAGGGACUUCCUGGCAGUCCAGGGCAGAAGGGAGUUCGAGGAAACAAGGGUCCCAAAGGAAAACCUGGACGUCCGGGAGCUCGAGGUCUGCCAGGAGUGAAGGGUUACAGAGGACUUCCUGGUGUACAGGGGAACAUGGGUGUGUGGGGUAAGAUCGGACUCCAGGGGCCACCAGGAGAUCAAGGGCCUCGAGGACCAGCUGGAGCUGUAGGGGUGCCUGGAUAUCCGGGUAAAGAUGGACCAGCAGGAGCUUUAGGGCCUCAAGGAGAAAAAGGAGAUAAGGGCGUUAAAGGGGCGGCGGGAGCGGACGGAGUGUCCGGUGUCGAUGGUGAGGAGGGCGCGGUCGGAAUCAUCGGACCGGUCGGGCCGCUGGGAUUUAAAGGAGCACCGGGUGAAAAGGGAGGUUCUGGAUUUCCUGGAGCCCCUGGAUUAAAAGGCGUCAGAGGAGAAAGAGGACAUCGAGGACCAGCGGGAAUAAAAGGCAUGACUGGACGAGAGGGACAGAGUGGCCUUCAAGGGCAAUCGGGAGAGCAGGGACCACCCGGAGAAAAGGGUCGGUCUGGCUCCAGAGGACGUCCGGGUUCGGCGGGUAAAUAUGGACCAGGCGGUAAAACCGGACCCGAUGGUACAAAGGGCGAUAAAGGUGAACAUGGACUUAUUGGCGAGAUGGGGAUCCUGGGGCGUCCAGGUCCUGCAGGUGAACCAGGAUUAUCAGGUUUAAUAGGAAACAGAGGUCUUGCUGGAAGCAACGGACCCCAGGGGCUGAAAGGAGAUUCUGGUGAACGAGGAAAACCUGGAGCGCAGGGGGAGGACGGACCUGCAGGUAUUGAAGGGUUGCGAGGAAAGAAAGGAGAGACCGGACAGCGAGGCAAACAUGGGCCAGUGGGACCCCUGGGACCUAAAGGGCCUCCUGGGGAAAAAGGCACACCGGGACCUCCUGGACCUCCAGGUAACACAGGGGUCAAAGGUCACGCAGGAGCGAAGGGGGAAAUGGGACUUCCUGGAUAUAGAGGCACCAAAGGCGUUGCUGGAAAACCGGGAGUUCAAGGCUUGAACGGAAAACGUGGCUCUCGUGGGAAUCCAGGAAAACCAGGCCUCAGUGGCACUGACGGUUUACUGGGAGUUCAAGGCAAUGAGGGAGAUCCGGGUGACAGAGGACAUAGAGGAGCUCCAGGAAGACCAGGAGAGCCUGGCAGACCAGGUCCAGCAGGAGCUUCUGGGCUUCAGGGGAAACGAGGAGUUACUGGGAUAAAGGGUUCCUCAGGAGAAACGGGAGAACCUGGACCUUCUGGACCUGUCGGACCAAGAGGGAUUCCUGGACUCAGAGGUGAAAAGGGACACGUCGGACUUCCAGGACAAAAGGGAAUUUCUGGGAUCCCGGGAAUCCCAGGACCUGUCGGGACACCAGGACCGAAGGGAAAACGAGGUGUUGCAGGACCUAAAGGCCAGCCGGGUCCAAAAGGUGCACAGGGUGAUACAGGUCCCAGCGGUCCUCCUGGUCAGCUCGGCCUUCCUGGGCUCGCUGGAAUUCUAGGGAAGAAGGGACCGAAGGGCGUGCGAGGAUCCUCAGGGCUGAAAGGAACGAAAGGACAGAGAGGAGAACCGGGGAAACCAGGACCUCCUGGACCUCGAAAAACAGAACAGAGCACCACAGAGAAGAACAGAAGAGGAUCACGAAAUACAAACAGAUUCAAAUCUCAGAGAAGUCACAGAUCUGAAAACGCCGUUCACGCGCACGCAGAGGAUCGGCUUCGAGGAACUAGAGAGCGUCCGGCGUCUACCUGCAGAGACCUGGCUCUCCAUCACCCUCACCUGCAGGACGGAUUUUAUUACGUGGAUCCGAAUCACGGCUGCCCGUUUGAUGCGCUGCAGGUUUUCUGUAAUUUUACAGCCGGUGGACUCACCUGUAUCUCACCUGUCCAAUCACAGUUUGUAGGAACGCGGCGUGUGAAGACAGGGAACGCAUCACGCUGGAUUAGUGACAUGCAGAGGGGCUUCUGGGUUGAAUAUUGGCAGCUCGACGUCGUUCAGCUGAGAUUUCUGCGUCUCCACAGCGGUUCUGCUACACAAACCCUCACCACUUCCUGUUCCUCUGCUCCACGCCUCACGGCAGGACAGGUACACUUCCUGGGAGACUCUGGAAGUGAAGUCAGUUUCUCCAGCGCUGUUUACUCGAGGAACAGCUGCGAGGUGCAGAUCAGAUUUUCAGGAAAAGGAGAAAAGAUGAAUCUGCUUCCCAUCAGAGAUCUGCGUUUAUCUGAAGGAGAAAAACAGCAAGAAACCAGCUUCACAGCUGAGAUUGGGCCUCUGUGCUUUUUAUAGCGCCAUCCAGAGGCUCUAAUGAGACACUGCACUUCAAAUUAAAGCGUUUCAGUCUCAUCAAAAAAAAAAAAAAAAAAAAAAAAACCCAGUUCAUAUCAAACUGAAAUAUAAAUAUUAUUGAUGUAAAUAGUGUGUGGUGUAUAAUACACUUAGGCUCGGUGAAAACCUGAAAUGGAUUUAUUUUAUCUUCUGACCCAGAGCACAAAUAUUCUUUGUUAUUUAUUUUUGCAUGAAUUAGACACAGUAUAAGAGCUUUUUUUUUUUUUUUUAGCACAUUAGUGAAGCGUCAGAAUGACAUUCCAUUGUUUUGUAAAGUUUUGUUUUCACAAAUAAUAAUUUUAAAAAUCUUGUUUUGUGCAAAAGAAAUGAUUCAAAUGAUAAAUAAACACAGCUUGGAUCACACAAACGAAUAAAAGUAGAGCUUCCGUUUUAUUUUAGCUUCAUUUCAGGAAUGUAAUGUGUGUAUAUUUUAAUGUUUUAUUAUAUUAUAUUAUCAUUUGACAUGCAAAUAAUGUAUAUAAUACUAUUUGGCUGCCCUUCAGGCUUUCCUAACUGUGUUAUGGCAUUUCUUACAGAGAAUACUACUACUACUACUAAUACUACUACUACUAAUACUACUACUACUACUAAUACUACUACUACUACUAC